AUGUUGGCACGCUUGCUCAUCAGUUCCUCAAAACUAGUUAAAAAUGUAUUUGUCUGCUCCCUUUUCUCUCCCCAGACAAACAUCCCGUUCCUCCAGAACGUGCUGAGCAAUAAUCAGUUCCUGAAUGGGACGGUAGAUACUCAGUUCAUCGACGAGAAUCCAGAUCUCUUCAACCUUAAACCGGUGCAGAACAGAGCACAGAAACUGCUUCAUUAUCUAGGGCAUGUUAUGGUGAACGGCCCAACUACUCCAAUACCUGUCAAGGCUAAGCCUUCCCCCAUCGAUCCGGUCAUCCCACCAGUACCUCUCGGUGAGCCACCAGUGGGUUUCAGGGAUGUGUUGCUGAGAGAGGGUCCAGAUGGUUUUGCGAAGGCGGUGCGUGCCCACCAGGGUCUGCUGCUUAUGGACACUACGUUCAGAGACGCCCACCAGUCCCUCCUGGCCACUCGCGUACGCACUCACGACCUUAAACGGAUCGCGCCUUUUGUGGCUCACAACUUCAGCAACCUCUUCAGCGUGGAAAACUGGGGAGGUGCUACGUUUGAUGUGGCAAUGCGUUUCCUGUGUGAGUGUCCCUGGAAAAGGCUGCAGGAGUUGAGGGCUCUGAUGCCAAAUGUGCCUUUUCAGAUGCUUCUGAGAGGUGCCAACGCCGUUGGAUACACAAACUACCCUGACAAUGCCGUCUUCAAGUUCUGUGAGGUGGCCAAAGAAAAUGGUAUGGACAUCUUUCGUGUGUUUGACUCGUUGAACUAUCUUCCCAACAUGCUCUUGGGGAUGGAGGCAGCAGGUGCAGCAGGAGGUGUGGUGGAGGCGGCCAUCUCGUACACCGGCGACGUUUCUGACCCCACGAGGAUGAAAUAUUCUUUAGACUACUAUCUCAAACUAGCAGAUGAGCUGGUCAAGGCUGGAACGCACAUCCUUUGCAUCAAGGACAUGGCGGGUCUUCUGAAGCCUGACUCUGGCCGUUUGCUGGUCGCCUCGCUAAGGGACCGUUUCCCAGACGUGCCGAUCCACGUGCACACUCACGACACCGCAGGGGCUGGAGUGGCUGCCAUGCUGGCAUGUGCAGAGGCCGGAGCAGACAUUGUGGACGUGGCAGUUGACUCCAUGGCAGGAAUGACGUCCCAGCCCAGCAUGGGUGCCAUAGUGGCAUGUGCCAAAGGCACCAAACUCAAUACUGGCAUCUCUCUUGAGAAGGUCUUUGACUACAGUGAGUAUUGGGAGGUGACCCGAGGCAUUUAUGCUCCAUUUGACUGCACCGCCACCAUGAAGUCUGGGAAUUCUGAUGUCUAUGAGAACGAGAUCCCGGGUGGCCAGUACACCAAUCUCCACUUCCAAGCACACAGUAUGGGGCUGGGGAACAAGUUUAAGGAGGUGAAGAAAGCCUACGCAGAAGCCAACAAGCUGCUUGGUGACCUCAUCAAAGUGACACCCUCCUCUAAGAUUGUGGGCGAUCUGGCACAGUUCAUGGUGCAGAACUCUCUGACUCGGGCAGAAGUGGAGGAGAGAGCGGAUGAGCUGUCUUUCCCCCUCUCCGUGGUAGAGUUCCUGCAAGGACACAUCGGCAUCCCCCACGGAGGAUUCCCGGAGCCCUUCAGGUCAAAGGUUUUGAAGUCUCUUCCUCGUGUGGAAGGACGUCCUGGAGCUACCCUGCCUUCCAUGGAUUUCCAGGCCUUGGAGAAGCAGCUGCAAGAAGCUUACGGUGAUGAAAUCACCCCUGAGGAUGUGAUGUCAGCAGCCAUGUACCCCAAAGUGUUCCAGGAGUUUAAAGAAUUCACUAGAACCUUUGGGCCUGUGGAUUGUCUGGACACUAGACUUUUCCUGGAUGGACCUAAGAUAGCUGAAGAGUUUGAGGUGGAGUUGGAGCGAGGCAAGACGCUUCAUAUCAAGGCUCUGGCUCUUGGAGACCUUAAUAAAGCCGGUCAGAGAGAGGUGUUCUUCGAGCUCAAUGGUCAGCUGAGAUCCGUCCUGGUCAAAGACACUGUGGCCAUGAAGGAGAUGCAUUUCCACCCUAAAGCCCUGAAAGAUGUACGUGGGCAAAUUGGAGCUCCUAUGCCCGGUAAGGUGGUAGAGGUGAAAGUGAAGCAGGGCCAGCAGGUGGAGAAAGGACAACCGCUCUGCGUCCUCAGCGCCAUGAAGAUGGAAACUGUGGUGAACUCUCCUCUCUCCGGCAUCGUGACCAAGAUCUACGUGACCACCGACAGCACCCUGGAAGGAGAUGAUCUUAUUCUGGAAAUCACUGAAUAGAUAUCAUGAAGGCCAACAGCAGGAAACAUCACCACCACGGCCAAUCCCUGCAAGGCUAAACACACAAACUUUAGUUACACACACAUAUAGAGGCUAACACCUUUUAGUAGAAGCUUAUUUGUACAGGAUCUCAA
Messenger RNA from Rhinichthys klamathensis goyatoka, 2381 nucleotides. RefSeq names its product pyruvate carboxylase a (gene pcxa). NCBI's taxonomy places the organism in Eukaryota, Metazoa, Chordata, Actinopteri, Cypriniformes, Leuciscidae. Gene Ontology annotation, molecular function: pyruvate carboxylase activity; ATP binding. Bases 1 to 2247 code for a protein of 748 amino acids. The record is from RefSeq and is a predicted model, not a curated record. The transcript has 12 exons. Gene Ontology annotation, biological process: gluconeogenesis; pyruvate metabolic process. Gene Ontology annotation, cellular component: cytoplasm.